AACAAAACUUUCCCUUUAGCCUACCUCGUGAAAACCACGAACCCCGAUGGACCUGUAAGAUGUUGCGUACUCCUACCCCCUUUGGUUAUUUUGGCCGAAAAUGACAUGUGAAAAAAAGACUGUUUCUGACGAUACCUUGGGGGAAGAAAAGAUAGCAGAAUAACUGGAGCGAGGACACAACACGUUUGACUAAAUCGAACACGAGAAAGUUGACAUGGUGAGAACAUCCACUAGGCAAAGGGGUAGGCCUAGAAGGCGUCCAGCCCGACAUGGCACAAAGACAGCUGUACAGCAUGCGAUGCCAUAUAAACUGAGAAAAGAUGCCACCACCAAGGAUUUAGGUGUGGGCGACCAAACACCAGACCAUGUUGUUGAUGCAGUGUUGGAUGACAACGGCUGUGCUGCAACAACAACAGCGGUCGGCACUGACCUGGAGAGAGAGCUGGUCACUUGUGUUUUCAGUGCCGCUGAUACCUACUUUGGUCUCUCUCCGGAAGAAGUCAGGAGGCUGGCGUACCAGUUUGCCCUGAAACACGAGCAACCAGUAUCUCCUGAAUGGAGAAAGCACGAGAUGGCCAGUGAAGGCUGGUUUUCUGUUUUCCUGAAGCAAAACCCCUCUCUCCCCAUCAGCAGCUCUGAAGGAUCACUUCCACCAGGAGAAUAUGGCCUUCACAGAAACAACGGCAACAUGUUUUUGAGCAGCCUGGAGAAUCUGAUGAAGAGAUGUUGUUUUAGACCCGAAGCAAUGUGGUAUAUGCAAGAAAUUGGCAUUUCUGUGGAUCAUCUAUCUCACAACAGGGUGGCAACCAGGGGGAAUUACCAACAGGUACCAGUCAACAACUCUGUGGAGCAGAGUGGCCCGGUAACUGUGACGACGUGUGCAGUGUCCGCUGCAGGAACGACAAUUCCACCCUUUUUUGCCUUUCCUGCAUCUGAGUUCAGGGAGGACUUGCUUACGGGGGCACCUGCGGGGAGCUCGGGAUGUGCUUCUUAUUCCAAUGGCUGGAUGAGAGAGGACCAAUUUAUUGACUUUCUGAAGCAUUUCGUUCGUCACUCAAAUUGUUCUCCUGAGAGGCCAUGUGUCCUACUGACUGGCAGUUUUGUAUCCUACCUGUCCAUCGGAGCGCUGGAUUUUGCCAGAGAGAAUGGAGUGAUGUGGCUGACUCUCCCUAACCAAUACUUACCCUUGAGGUUGUCUAUGGAGUGGUCUAUUUGCGAACCAAUUACAACACACAUACGCGCAGCAAUAGAGGGCUGGUUACUUGCCAGUGCAGGGAAACCUGUUUCAGUUCAGUGCAUUCCAGCUAUUGUCGCUAGGGUUCUACCCCUGGCCACCCUCCCACGCAACAUCAAGGCUGGCUUCAAGUCAUGUGGUCUUUUUCCUCUUAAGCCCGACAUUGUUACAGAUUUCUCUGUCAACCACCAUCCAACCCUUUCUGAAGCCCAUCCCCAUAGUAAACCGACAAGCACCUGCAACGGUGGUGGUGGUGACUACACACGCAAUGCGGAAAACCACAUGUACGCUGCAGAAGCGCACGAUAAGAAAGACCACUGCGGAAAUAUAGAAUGUUCUCACACCCUGCCCCCUCCAGGUGCCUCGACCACGACCAACGGCAAAACCACAGGCUGUGUUGACAUUCAGGAAUCGUCUGAGGAAGACGAGGGUUUCUGUCAGGUUUGCAUGGAACCACAGGGCAACUCUGAGGUGGCGUGUCAACAGUGCACUGUUGGCAGGAACUGUACCUCAAGUGACGUACCCACUAGCAUUGCCCCCAUUGCCCAGUCACAGGGUGCACUACAGUCCACUGACAAUGCUGACAUCACCAUGGACGAUGGCCCCCAUAAGCUACAAAAUAAUGCAAACUGUGACUCGUCCACCAUUCAAACUGGACAUAAUCUCACCCACCCAGCAGCACCAGAAAUGUCCCAGCCACAGGAUGUUACACACACUUCCAAUGGCAAUGUAUCUGUAUGCUCUACUAAUGGGACCUUACACCUCACUCAUCACCAUACUAUCUCACCUAACCUCAACAUCGAAAACCACACACAUACAGCCUUGCUACCUACAACCGACACCCAUACUGACUCAGUCGCCACCACUAACACACCCACAACCCAUACCUCUGAAGACCACGGAGAAGUGGAGCUCCUCUCUGCUCUGGUCGAUUUUCCCCAGAGUCCAACUCCUCUAGGCUCGUCAUCACCAAAAAAACCCGCUGGCCGGACGCCGGACCAUUUGGAGUCAGAUUCAGAGUCGUCAGAUGACGGUGAUGGACUGUGCCAAAUGUGCAUGCAGAGAUUUCCUCACGCCAACUCGGAGGUGCUGUGUCUGCAGUGCAUUUUGCGCAGGAAGUGGGGCCAGAGUGAUCACAUGGACGUGUCUCUCAAUUCGUCCUCCGUCACUUCAUCACAGGGUGAUUUUGAAACGGACCACGACAACACAGUGAUCGGUGACCUAAGUACAGAACAUCCCACCGCUGCUGCUGCUAUGCACGAGGAGGACAGCCAUAACCUCCACACACACUCCCUUAGUGACUUGUCGUCACCUACACACAAUGCCAGAGAUGAUGCCCAAUUCUUAGCUCAACCGGCAGGUGAGAUCAAUGACAGCCACCACAACCAAAGCCCUCAGCAAAGCACACUUUCAACAUUCACUGAUGAAACCUCAGACCUCACCAAACAAAUUGCAGUGCCGUGCCAUAAUAAUACAGACCACACUCCUGUAGACUUAGUUUUACCCCUCACUACACAGAAUGACCGCUGCGAAAUUCCUAUGGAACAACACUGUUCUGCAGACGAUACAGAAUGUAAUCCCAGUCCAACUCUAGGUGCACCCACAGAAACUACGUGGAAAAAAACAGGUUGCAGUGGUUCUCCAGGUGCAUUGGACAAAGAUGGAAAUGCUUACAAAGUGUUUAUGCCACUUUUAGAACAGAGUAGCACAGAUGCCCCCAACCCCAGUAUCCACAAUGACAGCCAUGGCCUCCAAAACCUCUCCCACAGUGUCCCAGAGCCACCUACCCACAAUCACUCCCAUUCUAUGUCGCAACCAACAGGUGAGCUUGAAAACAAUCCUAACCAAAGUUCCUCAUCCGUCAUUGAUGACAGCUCAGACCUCCCUUGCCACGACACUACAGUGUCCUGCCAUGAAAUGACAGACCACACUUGUGGAAACCCAGACUCCUGCUUUAAUGUACAGGAUGACGGUUGCGAAACCCCCAUGGAACUACACUGUUCUGCCACAGAGGCUUCCGAGUGUUCCCCCAGUGAAAUUGCAGACCCUUCCACAGAAACUACUUGGCCAACAUCAAUUCACCCCCCUUGUCCAGAUUCAUCCACAAAAACUACUGAAAUAGCAGGUGACAUUGCCGUAUCAUGCCAUAGCAUUACAGAUCACGGAGACGUUGGCAUCCCCCUCGGUGCACAAGGCGGCAGCUGUGAAACCCCUAUGGAAGAACACUGUUCUGCCGCUGAGGCGUCAGAAUGUACUCCCUGUCCAAUUGUAGAUCCAUCUACAGAAACCACUGGCCAAACACACGAUGGUCACCCCCCUAGUCCAGAUUCAUCCACAGAAACGACUCGGGAGCUACCAGGUCAAGUGGUUGCACCCUGUGAGAAGGUCACAGAUCACAUUCAUGUAGAUUUAGAUUCCCCCCUCAGUACACAUGAAGACGGAUGUGAACCUCCUGUGGCACAACGCUGCCCGGCCACAGACGUUUCAGAAUGUACUUUCAGUCCAAUUCCAGGUACAUCCACAGACACAGCUGAAGAAACACAAGGUCACACUGCUGUGUCAUUCCAUGGUAUUACAGAUGACACAAAGGAAUACUUUGACUCACCCCUCAUUUCACAAGAUGGCGGCUGUGAAACCCCUAUGGAACAACACUGUUCUCCAGUUCCGGGUCCAUCCAUGGAAACUACUGGCCAGACACCAGGUCAGCUUGGCUCUUCAGAAUCAUCAGACGAUGAUGACGAUGACGUCUGCCAAGUGUGUAUGGAGCCUUUUGAACAUAGUAACUCAGAGGUGAUGUGUCUGCGGUGUGUUUUGCAGAAGAAAUGGGGGCGGCAGAGUGGAUCAUUUUUCUAGCUGUUUUGCCUUUGUGUAUGUUUCCCUUUGAUUUUUUACUGUUAACACUGGACUGCACCUUUGUACAAACAGCUACGUAAAUGUAAAUAGACAACAGGCUUUGCAGAACCUGCAAAAGUCAACAUGGCCUAUAUACAGUAUGGAACAGAGGGUGAAAGUACAGGAAUACUAUCCAAUGUAAAUACAGUACAUGUUCAUUGAAAACAAAAUGUGUUUUUUAGUUAUGUUAAAUACUCUUUUCAUGUGGUCUUUGUCAUAAGGGGUGUGAAUUAUGGAACAUACUGCAUCUCUGUGUCUCUUUUAAGAUUCAUGGUGUUACGUCAUUCAGAUGUAUUUGUAGCGAGAAUUGUGAUUUUAGAGGCAGAGUCAGAAUUUUUUUUCACUUUCUCACAAAACUGUUUUUCAAAAGUGAUUGUAAAACUUGUUUCAUAAUGUUCUGUAUGAAUAGGAUGCCAUUAAUUUUUUUGUCUUAAUAAAUAGCUGCUAUUGA
This is a messenger RNA of Engraulis encrasicolus (European anchovy), 4577 nucleotides long. RefSeq lists its product as uncharacterized. The coding region runs from base 215 to 4087 and encodes 1290 amino acids. Gene Ontology annotation, molecular function: nucleic acid binding. The transcript has 2 exons. The record is from RefSeq and is a predicted model, not a curated record. NCBI's taxonomy places the organism in Eukaryota, Metazoa, Chordata, Actinopteri, Clupeiformes, Engraulidae.